Molecule: messenger RNA, 2500 nt
Organism: Halichondria panicea
Lineage: Eukaryota; Metazoa; Porifera; Demospongiae; Suberitida; Halichondriidae
Exons: 3
Coding region: 1-2355 (784 amino acids)
Biological process (GO): interstrand cross-link repair
Cellular component (GO): nucleoplasm; Fanconi anaemia nuclear complex
Source: RefSeq, a predicted model, not a curated record
AUGGAGCAUUGGCUGAAAGUCUCAAAAAGCAGGCAGAUUCCCUCAUCAUUUACCGCUACCAUUUCAAAAUUUAACAGUUCUAUCCUCACCCUUGCCAAUGGGUCAUCAUUUAUCCACUGCAUCGAUCUCACAGGGAAAUUACUGGCAUGCGCAAAGUACUCAGCUGAUGUGAGGUGCAUGAGCCAGUUACAGAUACCCUCAGUGACAUGUGCAGUGUGUUGCCUUGGCAAUGGACAUAUUACAAUAAUCUCACUGGAGGAGCUUCUUUCAAAAUCUUUUGAAAAAACCUCCCCUGGAGAGAACGAUAUCUUCCAAGGCCUUCUGUCAAGUUCUAUCUCCUCUCAUUCAACCUGGAAACCAUCUAGCUUCAUUCCUGGAGAACAUGUCUCUGUCACUAUUACAAAGAGCAAUGAUUCUAAUUUUUCUCUUUUGCAAGCUCAGAUUGCUAACAAUACCCUGCUGGUGUGUCAAAGGUCGGAGGUCACAAGUGAACACUCGCUAUCUGUCUAUCUGAGCAGCAGGAAUAUGAAGUAUGGAAGGUGUAGAGUACCGCUAUUUCCGGAGACCCCAGUGGCAAUUUAUCCUCUCUCCUUUGCUACAUGUAUAUCUAGACCCCUGCCAAAGACUUUGCUAGCGUAUCGACCAGCUGUCUUCCAUGUGGGUUGUAGUGACUCCAAUUUCAAUGGUCAGUGUGAUGCCGUGUUGGCACCAAAUCUUUAUUCCAAAUUGUUUGGAUCGGAGUUGACACUUUCUGGAUCACCUGUGCUUCUUCUUGGCUGUCAAAACGGACAUGUGAUGUACUCGAGCAUUAGUCAGAUUACUGCUACGUUGAAUCCCUCCUCACCUCAACAACCGUUACCCAUUAUCUAUAGCCUGGGGCAACCUGUGCUGUCAAUACAUGCUAUUUAUCUUCCAGACAACGACUCAAACUUUCUGACGGUUAAUACCUCAGGAGCACAACCUCAUGUACCCAAUUCACUACUUUUGAUUGGUCGCCUAGGCAAACUUGUACUUUGCACAAUGGGGGCUCCUCAGCAACGAACGCCAUCUUUCCUUGAGUUCAAUACCCCUGGUCCAAUAACCUCAUCAGUGCUUGUCAAGAACCAUGCUCUGCUGCUCAGUACACCAUCAGCACUCUAUAAGGUUUGUAUGGAGGAGGAUUGCAUUAGGAGACACUCUUUCGCUACAGGCUCAGUGAUCAUUCCGGAGAUGAGGUUUCGAUUGCCAUCUGAAGUGGCACAGAUCGACAGGGGAACACUACUGCUCGACAACUUGAAAACGAUCACUGUGAGUGGUGAGACAGCCCUUAAAGUUGUGUGUGUAUCACUUGAUGGCAGUGUGACUGUGAUAAAGAUUGCUAGAUGUUGUGGGGAAGAGAAGAUAGAAGCUACAGACCAAAGCAAACUAACGAAAGAGUUGAAGGAAUGUCUUCGAACACUUGAGAGCACAAGUUUUCGAUUGGAUGAACUCAGUAAGAAGAGGGAACAGCAAGAAAGUUGCUUGCCUGAGCUUAGCAGAGAAUUGUCCAGUCUUUGUGAUAUUUCACGUACCCAAAACAUGCCAGCUCAGUCAAACUCCAAUUUUCAAAUCCGAUAUCACCCUAAAUACGUAAACAUUGGGGUGAAUUAUCAUAAGCCAUGUAUCGAUGUUUGCCUCACUUACACUGGAGCUGCCCCGCUAUCCAAAGGGUGGUCACUCCUCGUUCAAACUUUCCCAUGUAAAUUGGAAUCUCUCUCGAAGCAUUGUACAUCCUCUCAGUUAGUCCCGCUUGCCAGUCUACAGCCCAAGGAUGAGGUGAGCAUACAAAUAUUGCUGGAAGAUUUUGUCAACCUCCACUACAAUGUUUGCUGCUAUGUGCACUAUAAUGCAUCACACCUCUUGAAUCAAGUGACCGCACCCACAACCGUAACAAUUUUGUUAUUUGAGAAAUCGCUGGAUUUUGUAGAUUUUCUUCUUCCUCCUCAACCUAAGCCAAGGCAUGUGCCCUGGAAACCUUUGCACCCUACCACUCCAUACACCGAUGCAGAAGAUGAAUUUCCUCAUUUCAAAGACGUCGCUGUAUCCAUGGACACAGUUGCUAAAGUGUCGGCCACACACAAAAGCGACAUUGACAGUAAUGCUAGAAGCUUGUAUCAACCAUUUUUAGGUGCUCUUCUUGCCAGGCAGGACUUGAUUGAUCUUAUCUCAGACUCUGAGCCAGAUGCUUGUGAGGUCAUCUUGAACAGUUACGAUGGGAGCAAAGUGUGUCUACAAACUGGCGUAGAAGACGGUUCCUUCGUUUUCUCUGUGUAUUCCACCUCAGAAACUGCUCUGUGUGAAGCUGUAAACUGUGUCCAGAGGAGGGUUAUAUAUUAGUUAUUGAUCAAGUUAAGUCCUAAUUGCAACUGCUAAAACAAUGUACUUAUCGUAGAUCUAUAGAUAAUCCUAACCCUAAUACACAUCAUUACUGUAAUUGGUCACAACGUUAUAAUCAUGACACUAUAUAUAUAUAAUUAUGUUA